Cariama cristata (Red-legged seriema) is the source of this 1920-nucleotide messenger RNA. RefSeq names its product golgi integral membrane protein 4 (gene GOLIM4). The coding region runs from base 1 to 1920 and encodes 639 amino acids. The record is from RefSeq and is a predicted model, not a curated record. NCBI's taxonomy places the organism in Eukaryota, Metazoa, Chordata, Aves, Cariamiformes, Cariamidae. The transcript has 16 exons. Gene Ontology annotation, cellular component: Golgi membrane; Golgi apparatus.
AUGCGAUUAGCCGUGAAAGUUGUAUACGAGCACCGGUCAAGAUUAGAAAAGUCAUUACAAAAGGAAAGGCUUGAACAUAAGAAAGCGAAAGAAGAUUUUCUUGUUUAUAAACUAGAAGCACAGGAAACACUAAAUAAAGGAAGGCAAGACUCAAAUAGCCGGUACAGCGCACUGAGUGUACAACACCAGAUGUUGAAGAGUCAACAUGAAGAACUAAAGAAACAGCAUGCUGACCUUGAGGAAGAUCACCGAAAACAAGGAGAAGAGUUUAGCAGAACAUUCAGUGAUCACAAGGAGCGAUACUUACAACUGCAGCAGGAAAAAGAGCAGGAGAUCUCUAAGCUGAAGGAAUCCUUGUAUAACUUACGGGAGGAGAACAGACAGUUGAGAAAAGCUCACCAAGACAUUCACACCCAGCUACAAGAUGUCAAGCAACAGCAUAAGAACUUACUCUCCCAACACAACCAGCUUGUAGUGACAUUGGAAGACCACAAGAGUGCGCUAGCUGCUGCACAGUCCCAGGUGGAGGAAUACAAACAGUUGAAGGACACACUCAACAAAAUGCCAAGUUUCCGACAGCCUGAGAAGUUAGAACGACCAAAUGAGCAACCAGAGGUGCGAGCACCAUCUCCUCGCAGUGACCUCCCAGUGCACCGUGAAGCUGAGGCUGAAGAGCCUAAGGAGAAUGAGAAACCAAAAGAGAGAGAAGAAAUAAAUACCCAGGAAAAAGAAGACAGAGCUGAGCCUUUUCAUCUGCAAAGAAGGGCUAAUGAGGGCCAGCAUGCCAAAGAACUAAAUAUUCAGGAGCAACAAGAAGCUGGAGAGGAUGACGAGCAACGUGUUGAUCAAGUUGAAGAGGAACGCAAGAAAGAACUUGAAGAGGAAGAAAUGGAGCAGGCAGGUCAGCCUGAGCACUUAGAGGAGGAACAGGAUCAAGUACCAGAAGAGCACGAAUGGAAAAAACAGGAACAGAAAGAAGAAGAAACCAACAUGUUGGGCGAUCACCUUCAUUCAGAGAUAACAUCAACAAAAGCUGUAACAAAAAGACAUAAGCCAGCUUAUGAACAACAACUAGAGCAGCAACAUCUUGCAGCCCAAAGAGCAGAGGAAGCCAAUCAGCUACGCGAACAUCAGGAAUCACUACACCAGCAAAGACUGCGAGGACAGCUAUUGCGGCAGCAACAGCUUCAAGAAAAAGAGAUUCAGCUGCAGAAACAGGCAGAACAAGGAGAAAAACUCUAUAAAAACCGGCUAAGCCAACAGGCUCAUUAUGAUAACGUGGACCAUGAUAUUGUACAAGGACAAGAAGAGCAAGGUAUUCAGGAAGAGGAAGGAGCUUACGAACAUGACAACCACCACCAGGAUGAAGGUGAAGAUGAUGAUCAAAAUAAUGCAAAUGAACAGCAAGAACCAGAACAUCAAGUAGAAAAUCAGCAGGCUGAUGAAUCGAAGGCGGCCAUGGAAGAUAUGAAUCCUGCUGAUGACCCCAACAAUCAGGGAGAAGAUGAGUUUGAGGAAGCUGAGCAGGAGAGAGAAGAGAAUCUACCAGAUGAAAAUGAAAAGCACAAGCAAACCAGUCAGAAGGAAGGCCAUCCAGGAAUGGAAGAGCACCUAGUGGUGGCAGGAAAUCCUGACCAGCAGGAAGAUAACGUGGAUGAACAAUACCAGGAGGAGGGAGAAGAGGAGAUCCAGGAAGAUUUGACUGAAGAGAAGAAACGAGGACUGGAACGCAAUGCUGAAGAGCCAUAUGGUGAAAAUGAAGAAAAUGCAGAUGAAAAGAAUAACAGAGGGGCAGAUCAAGAGCAAGAAAUGCAAGACGAGAACAACCAGAAAGAUGUUCAUGAAGAAAAUUAUGAGGAGGAAGAGGAGGAGGAAGGCAGAGCUGUUGCAGCAAAAACUCGUAGACGAGGGGAGAUGUAG